Molecule: messenger RNA, 612 nt
Organism: Eremothecium cymbalariae DBVPG#7215
Lineage: Eukaryota; Fungi; Ascomycota; Saccharomycetes; Saccharomycetales; Saccharomycetaceae
Gene: FUN14
Product: Fun14p
Exons: 1
Coding region: 1-612 (203 amino acids)
Biological process (GO): autophagy of mitochondrion
Cellular component (GO): mitochondrial outer membrane
Source: RefSeq, a predicted model, not a curated record
AUGAAUUUCUUCAAAAGACCAUUAGAUAAGGCUCGUCUAGUAAAUUGGGAUCUCUUACGCUUUGGAGUGUUCUCUUAUAAAAAUAUUUCACAGAAUACCAUUCGUACCACAGCGGUAACUUUCCCUAGGAAUCUAAACAAGAUGACACCUAGACUUAUGAUGUACACAGGUGUCAUAGGCAGUGCGCUUUCACUCCAAGAGUUGAAAUCACCUGUUAUCCGUAAUGACUUCAUACUAUCCGCCCAGGAUUUUGGGUUAGCCCGCAAAGACGCGAGUCAAACAAGUGCAAAGCACGCCACAGCAACAAGAGCGCGAUUUAACGGCAAAUUAAAUUACAGACAGCUCUGUGUUGGGUCAAUAUCAGGGUUGACAUUGGGAGUUAUUAUUGGAAAGGUUUCUAAUGUAUUAGCUUUUAUCACAGUUUUUAGUCUCCUCACUUUGCAAUGGUUACAAAAUCGCGGUCUUUUGGAUAAAGGUGCAACAAAGGGUCUCUCUCAAUACAUCGUUAAUACAGGCAGAGAACGGGUUGAUCUAAAUACUCUUGUAUGGGAAAAACCCAGUUUUAAAGUCUCAUUCUUAUUGACCUUUUUCUUGGCUGCCAUAAACGUUUAG